Molecule: messenger RNA, 618 nt
Organism: Argiope bruennichi
Lineage: Eukaryota; Metazoa; Arthropoda; Arachnida; Araneae; Araneidae
Product: speckle-type POZ protein B-like
Exons: 1
Coding region: 1-618 (205 amino acids)
Biological process (GO): regulation of proteolysis; proteasome-mediated ubiquitin-dependent protein catabolic process
Cellular component (GO): nucleus; cytoplasm
Molecular function (GO): ubiquitin protein ligase binding
Source: RefSeq, a predicted model, not a curated record
AUGGAUAUAUUUUCGAGCGAGGACAUUCUGAAUCCUGCCGUUGAAGAUUAUGAUCCUGAUCAGAGGUUGAGAAGUCACGAUGUGAGCAACUCUAUGAAGAAAUUAUUGGAGGAUGGGACGUUUACUGACUUAAUUAUAGCUGUAGACGAACAUGAGUUCCAUGUUCAUAAAGCCAUUUUGAGUGCCAGAUCUGAUGUAUUCUCGAACAUGCUUAACCCUCGUUUCAGAGAAAAUAGCCUCGACCGAAUCGAAAUCGGAGAUAUAUCUAAAGAAGGCGUGCAAGAGAUGCUCCAUUUUAUUUACACUGGCCGAAUGACGGAUGAAGUUACGGAGGAUGUACUUUGCGAACUUUUCUAUGCAGCGGAUAAGUAUGAACUGUGGUUCUUGAAAAAGAUAUGUUCCAUCAUGGUAGCGAAUAAUUUGAACAAUGAUAAUGUUCUUCGGAUUCUGUUAGUGGCAGACCGACACAGCGCAUUUAAAUUAAAAGAUAUGUGUAUACGAUAUAUUUCGGGAAAUUCGUUAGAAAUACAAAAACAAAGAGGUUGGUAUGAUUUGAUGAUGAAUCACCCAGACCUCGUGAACUCUAUCGUCGAAUCUCUUAGCAAAGGAGAUGAUUAA